This is a messenger RNA of Cylas formicarius (sweet potato weevil), 1464 nucleotides long. RefSeq names its product mesoderm induction early response protein 1-like. The transcript has a single exon. The record is from RefSeq and is a predicted model, not a curated record. Gene Ontology annotation, cellular component: nucleoplasm. Bases 448 to 1464 code for a protein of 338 amino acids. Gene Ontology annotation, molecular function: transcription corepressor activity; histone deacetylase binding. NCBI's taxonomy places the organism in Eukaryota, Metazoa, Arthropoda, Insecta, Coleoptera, Brentidae. Gene Ontology annotation, biological process: negative regulation of transcription by RNA polymerase II.
UAUUAUUGAUUCACAAUGUUGAUGUUAUGAUUCCCAAACUAGCUAAUAAUACACCGUUGUUGGUGUGCAUAAAGUAAAUAAAUAAAGUGCAAUGACAUUAUUAUUUGCAGCUGGUGGUGAUCAACUAUAUGAAUAAAUAUACACUUUGCUGAGAGGAACUGAAGAAAAUGUAGCUUCUAAAAGUUUUGUGCGGAAAAAUCGUAACCUUUAGCUAAAUUACUGCAUUCAUUGUCUCUCUCCUUUUAUUGCGCCGAAAAAUAGUGCAGCAAAACAUGCUCCAGACUAGUGAUAACUAUGAUAAUGAGUGAGAUGAUAGUUAAAUACUGUUUGAUUCAAUCGAAUUUAGAAAAUUUAUCAAAUAAAUUAAAAUAAUUCGAAUAGAAUUGAUAGUGACUAUUUGCCAGAGGAUUACAUAAAAAUGGAUUCCAAAUAAAAUUAUAGUUUAACAUGGGUGACUCAGUACGAUGCCUCAAAAAAACGGUAAAAGAAAAUUCUGAUUCAGCAACUGAUGAUAAAUCAUCUGAUGCUUCAGUAGACACUUUAGCAAACGAUUUUGAAGACGAAGUGCACAUAGGAGAAGAAGACUCAGUUUCUUUGGAAGACUUUAAUAAGAAAAUGGCAACUGCUAAGAAGUCAAAAUUAUAUUCUUUUGAAAACGAGAAUCAGGAGAACGAAAACCCAAAAUCAUCUAGAGAGUCUUCAAGUGGAUCUAAUUUGAGGAAUUUCUAUGAUUCUGAAAAAUAUCCUGAUGCAUCAAGGCUUUUGAGAUCAAAAGUAAGUGAAGAAGAUGAUGACAACUUCCACUUGAAACACACAGAUGAGGAAAACAGGAUGAUAAUAAAAACAAUAAUGGUAGGUAGUGACUAUCAGGCUCAAAUUCCAGAUGGUCUCCGUCAUUAUGAUGAUGCUCUGCCCUAUGAAAAUGAGGACAAACUUUUGUGGGACCCGUCGCCAAUGACAAAUGCAGCAAUUGAAGAUUACUUAAAGAAAGUGGCAAGCUUAGAAAAGCCUUCCAUUCCUAGUGGAAAGCAUCUUCGGGAUAAUGAACCAGCCCUACAUCUGCUUCAGCAAUGUGGUCACAAUAUCGACGAGGCUCUAAGACGGUUAAAAAUGAAUAAAUAUUUGUACGAAGACACUAUGCAACCUUGGUCUGAAGAGGAGUGUCGAAACUUUGAAGCCGGUAUUCGGUUAUUUGGGAAGAACUUUUACUUAACACAGCAAAAUAAGGUGAGAACUAGGUCAGUUGGGGAGUUAGUUCAGUUUUACUACAUUUGGAAAAAGACCGAAAGACAUGAUGUGUUCGCAAAUAAAGUGAGGUUGGAGAAAAAAAAGUAUAUUUUGCACCCUGGGGUGACAGACUUUAUGGACCGAUUUUUAGAGGAACACGAUGUUAGAGAUAGAAGUUCAUCACCUAAUGUUAUAAAUGAUGAAACUGCAGUUUUAAAAUAUAAGAUAUCCAAAUAA